GCCAGGUUACCAGGGCACAGGAGGGACCAGAAGCCCCGGGGCUGCUGAGUGGUUUGGCGGGGAUGGCUCUGCGCCUGGGGAGGAGCCGGAAGACAUCCCUGGGUGGGGCCAGCUCAAAGGGUUGCAGGUUGCUCCAGGAGGAGGUCGGCGGGGCCCCUAGAGGAGAUGACGCAGAGCUCCAGGCUUCUCCCAGCCCCCACUUUUCUCGCCUGGGGGCCAGAGAGCUCACCUGAACCACAGUGUCCCCCACCCCCUCCAUUCCCUAAGCUUGACAUCACUGCGCAGGGCAGCAGGGAUCUGGUGUCCUUGCUGCCUUCUGGUUGAGUCUGAUCCUUCCCCUGUUGCAAUGGUCUUGACAGAAGCGGUAUCCCUGAAGGAAGUCAUCCUUACCAAUGAAACCAGGCCACCUAACCCAUUUGUGGCUUCCUGGCUCUGUGUUCAGCCAUGGCCAGCGAGAGCUCACCUCUGCUGGCCUACCGGCUCCUGGAGGAAGAAGGGGCUGCCUUCCCUGCCAGUGGAGCUGGAGGUCCUGGAGGGGCGCCUGCCCGCAAGCUGUCCACCUUCCUGGGUGUGGUGGUGCCCACGGUCCUGUCCAUGUUCAGUAUAGUUGUCUUCCUGCGGAUUGGGUUCGUGGUGGGCCAUGCUGGACUGCUUCAGGCCUUGGCCAUGCUACUGGUUGCUUAUAUCAUCCUGGCACUCACGGUCCUGUCUGUCUGUGCCAUCGCCACCAAUGGAGCUGUCCGAGGAGGCGGAGCCUACUUCAUGAUCAGCCGGACCCUGGGGCCUGAGGUUGGGGGCAGUAUCGGCCUUAUGUUCUACCUGGCUAACGUCUGUGGCUGUGCCGUCUCCCUGCUGGGGCUGGUGGAGGCCGUGCUGGACGUCUUCGGGGCUGAACCCAUGGGGUCCAGUGGGCUCCGGGUCCUGCCGCAGGGUUACGGCUGGAACCUGCUCUAUGGCUCCCUGCUGCUGGGCCUCGUAGGUGGCGUGUGCACAUUGGGAGCUGGCCUCUAUGCCCGGGCCUCCUUCCUUACAUUCCUUCUGGUGUCCGGCUCCCUGGCUUCCGUGCUGAUCAGCUUUGUGGCUGUGGGGCCCAGGGACAUCCCUUUAGCUCCUCGGCCCGGUGCCAAUGGCUCCUCUCUGCCAACCCGGUUCGGCCACUUCACUGGCUUCAACAUCAGCACCCUGAAGGACAACUUGGGCGCUGGCUACGCCGAGGACUACACCACGGGGGUCAUGAUGACCUUUGCCAGUGUCUUUGCCGUCCUCUUUAAUGGCUGCACAGGCAUCAUGGCCGGGGCCAAUAUGUCAGGGGAACUGAAGGACCCCAGCCGGGCAAUUCCUCUGGGGACAAUCAUUGCCGUGGCCUACACUUUCUUCAUCUACAUCCUGCUUUUCUUUCUCUCCAGCUUCACUUGUGACAGGACCCUGCUACAGGAGGACUACGGGUUCUUUCGCGCCAUCAGCCUGUGGCCCCCUCUGGUGCUGAUUGGCAUCUACGCCACGUCGCUGUCGGCCUCCAUGAGCUCACUCAUCGGUGCUUCCCGCAUCCUGCAUGCCCUGGCCCAGGAUGACCUCUUUGGAGUGAUCUUGGCCCCAGCCAAGGUCAUAUCCAGAGGAGGAAACCCCUGGGGGGCUGUCUUGUAUUCUUGGGGACUCGUGCAGCUGGUGCUCCUGGCGGGGAAGCUGAACACACUGGCCGCCAUCGUCACAGUCUUCUACCUGGUGGCUUAUGCUGCAGUGGAUCUGUCCUGCCUCAGCCUGGAGUGGGCCUCAGCCCCCAACUUCCGCCCCACCUUCAGCCUGUUCUCCUGGCACACUUGCCUGCUGGGCGUGGCUUCCUGCCUGCUCAUGAUGUUCCUUAUCAGCCCCGGGGCCGCCGGGGGCUCCCUGCUCCUCAUGGGCCUGCUUUCUGCCCUGCUCACAGCUCGAGGAGGCCCCAGCAGCUGGGGCUACGUCAGCCAGGCCUUGCUCUUCCACCAGGUGCGCAAGUACCUGCUCCGGCUGGAUGUCCGGAAGGACCACGUGAAGUUCUGGCGGCCUCAGCUGCUGCUCCUGGUAGGGAACCCCCGGGGCGCCCUGCCUCUGCUGCGCUUGGCCAACCAGCUCAAGAAGGGGGGGCUGUAUGUGCUGGGCCACGUCACCCUGGGAGACCUUGACACACUGCCCUCGGAUCCUGUGCAGCCGCAGUACGGGGCGUGGCUGAGCCUGGUGGACCGGGCCCAAGUGAAGGCCUUCGUGGACCUCACACUGUCCCCCUCUGUGCGCCAGGGGGCACAGCAUCUGCUGCGGAUCUCGGGUCUUGGUGGCAUGAAGCCCAACACAUUGGUCCUGGGUUUCUACGAUGAUGCCCCGCCGCAGGACCAUUUCCUGACAGAUGCAGCUUUCAUGGAGCCUGAGGAGGGCCCCCAGGAGGGGGCGUCCCCAGCUCUGAGCACCCUGUUCCCCCCACCCAGAGCUCCUGGGAGCCCCCGGGCACUCAGUCCCCAGGACUACGUGGCCACUGUGGCAGAUGCCCUCAAGAUGAACAAGAAUGUGGUUCUGGCCCGGGCCUGCGGGGCUCUGCCUCCUGAGCGGCUGAGCCGGGGUUCUGGAAGCGCCUCGCAGCUGCAUCACGUGGACGUGUGGCCCCUCAACCUGCUGCGGCCCCGGGGUGGGCCUGGCUACGUGGAUGUCUGUGGUCUCUUCUUGCUGCAGAUGGCAACCAUCUUAGGCAUGGUGCCUGCCUGGCACAGCGCCCGGCUACGAAUCUUCCUCUGCUUGGGGCCUCGAGAGGCGCCCGGGGCCGCUGAAGGGCGGUUUCGGGCACUGUUGAGCCAACUGAGGAUCCGGGCUGAGGUGCAGGAGGUGGUGUGGGGUGAGGGCGCUGGAGCUGGGGAGCAGGAGGAGGAGGAGGAGGAGGGGG
Molecule: messenger RNA, 2902 nt
Organism: Chinchilla lanigera (long-tailed chinchilla)
Lineage: Eukaryota; Metazoa; Chordata; Mammalia; Rodentia; Chinchillidae
Gene: Slc12a9
Product: solute carrier family 12, member 9
Biological process (GO): chloride ion homeostasis; potassium ion import across plasma membrane; cell volume homeostasis
Cellular component (GO): membrane
Molecular function (GO): potassium:chloride symporter activity
Source: RefSeq, a predicted model, not a curated record